ACACUGCGCGCUGUCUUUAUGCACACUGCGCUGCUGCUGCUGUUUUAGAGGCCGCUCGCAGCUGCUCUGGAGGGCGGAGUGUCCCUGAGGUCCUGCGCCUGCCGGGGCGCCCGUUCGGAGGGACAGAGAUGGCGUGCUUGUUGGAGGCCCCUCUCCGCAUCAGUGUGCUGUCAGAAGUCACUGCCACCAGUCGCCAUUAUGUUGACAGACUGUUCGACCCGGACCCACAGAAAGUUCUGCAGGGAGUCAUUGACAUGAAGAAUGCUGUCAUUGGAAACAACAAGCAGAAGGCCAAUCUAAUUGUCCUCGGAGCCUUGCCAAGGUUACUAUACCUGCUCCAGCAAAGCUCCUCCAGCCUGCAGCUGAGGACAGAGUGUGCUGUGGUGCUGGGCAGCCUUGCCAUGGGCACAGAGAACAACAUCAAGUCCCUGGUGGACUGUCACAUUAUCCCCAUACUUCUUCAAGGUCUUCUGUGCACAGACCUGAUCUUCAUUGAAGCCUGUCUUCGAUGCCUCAGAACUGUCUUCAUCAGUCCAGUUACGCCUGUGCAGCUGCUCUAUACAGAUCCCACUGUGAUUCCUCAUUUAAUGUUUCUACUGAGCAACUCCCAGAGAACCCAGGAGUACAUCACACAGGUCUUCUCCCACUGUUGUAAGACCCCAGAACACCAGACGGUUCUUUUCAACCACGGYGCCAUCCAGAAAAUCUCUCCCAUGCUUUUUUCUCCUUCUUAUAAAUAUUAUCUUCUGUGCUCCGUUUCAUCACAUCUGCAGGUCCGGAUGCAGGCAUUAAAGUGUUUCUCUGUCCUGGCCUAUGAGAACACUCAGGUCUCUGCGACACUGGUGAAUGUGCUAGUGGAUGGUGAGCUGCUCACUCAGGUAUUUGUUAAAAUGAUGCAAAGGGAUCAACCUGUUGAAAUGCAGCUGACUGCAGCCAAAUGUUUAACGUACAUGUGUCGAGCAGGUGCCAUUAAAACAGAUGACAGCUGCGUAGUACUAAAGACGCUGCCGUGCCUUGUGCGAAUGUGCAGCAAAGAGCAUUUACUUGAGGAGAGAGUGGAAGGUGCGGAGACGCUGGCUUACCUGAUUGAACCGGACGUUGAGCUGCAGAGGAUUGCGAGCACCACCGAUCACCUUGUGUCGAUGCUGGCCGACUAUUUCAAGUAUCCUAGUUCUGUCUCUGCCAUCACUGACAUCAAGAGGUUGGACCAUGAUCUGAAACAUGCACAUGAGCUGAGGCAAGCUGCUUUUAAACUCUACGCUUCCCUUGGCUCCAAUGAUGAAGACAUCCGCAAAAAGAUCACAGAGACUGAGAACAUGAUGGACCGGAUAGUUAGUGGGCUAUCAGAAUCCAGCAUUAAAGUCCGGUUAGCAGCAGUCAGGUGUCUACACAGUCUUUCACGGUCUGUGCAGCAACUCAGGACCAGCUUUCACGAUCACGCUGUCUGGAAACCCCUCAUGAAGUUGCUUCAGAAUGCUCCAGAUGAAGUCCUGGUCAUGGCUUCUUCAACACUAUGCAAUUUACUGCUGGAGUUCUCACCCAGCAAAGAGCCCAUUCUGGAGUCGGGGGUGAUUGACUUACUAUGCAGUCUGACUCAGAGGGAAAGUCCUGCUCUCAGGUUAAACGGGAUCUGGGCCCUGAUGAACAUGGCGUUCCAGGCGGAUCAGAAAGUGAAGGUGGAGAUUGUUCGGUGUUUGGGCACAGAGCAGCUGUUUCGUCUGCUUUCUGACCCCGACACCAAUGUACUGAUGAAAACACUUGGUUUGCUGCGCAAUCUGCUGUCAACACGCCCUCACAUCGACCAGAUCAUGAGCUCUAAUGGGAAACAGUUGAUGCAAGCAGUGACCCUAAUCCUAGAGGCAGAACACGGCAUCGAGGUCAAGGAGCAGACGUUAUGCAUCCUCGCCAACAUUGCAGAUGGCAACACAGCUAAGGACCUCCUCAUGACCAAUGACGACAUGCUUCAGAAAAUCAAAUACUACAUGGGACAUACGAAUGUGAAGCUGCAGCUCGCUGCCACUUUCUGCAUCUCAAACCUUAUCUGGAAUGAGGAGGAUGGUUCUCAGGAGCGUCAGGACAAAUUGAGGGAGAUGGGCUUUGUGGACCUCCUGCACAAACUGACGCAGUCAUCUGACCCAAACCUCAGUGACAGGGCUAAGACAGCGUUGCAGCAGUACUUGGCAUGACGGUGGUGGACAGCAAUCCUUUACUGCCAGACUAACAAUCGUCGGGAGGACGCCUGCUGUUAGCUCUUAGAUUUCACAAUAUGGAGGCUUGCUCGUUGCACAAAGACACCUUUUUUUUCCUCACUGGCCUGUGGCUCACCUCUUUUCUGCCACCGAACACCUCAACGGUUUUGCUCAGUCCUUGACUCAUCUUGUCAGUUUUUAUGGGAACUUUUUGGUUUGGAUGUUUUUCUAAGUGAGUUACUUAGAGAUUUUGACGUGAAAGUGAUGAGCCAUCUGAUGCCAGUUUUUUUUUUUAACUCCUAUGGGUGGAGAUUCUGGUCUACCUGGUCAGCACUUCCUUAUUUUAGUUUUGAACUUUUAAGUUUAAAUUGCUGUUAAUAUUAUCUUUUAAAGAAAAUACAGUAUAUAUUUUGGGGGGAGGAAAUGCCUAUUUUGACAUUCUUUUUGUCAAUGUCUUUGUGUGUGUGUGUAUAUAUAUAUAUAUAUAUAUAUAUAUAUAUAUAUAUAUACACACUUUUUUUUGCCCACUCCUGUUAGGUUUCAUGUGUUCUCUCUGCAUUAUGAUUUCCAGCACAGUSUAUAUUCACUGCAGUUUGAUAGGAAUACCUGACSCUGAAUAUUGUCUGCAAGUUUUCUCAGCUGUUUUUUCUCCACACACCAUGAAGUGACUGCAUAUUUUUGAAGCCUGUCAUCUCUGCCUGGUAUCCUUAUGAUCCCCAUGGGAAAUGAAGUUCCAGAGCUGAGAAGGCUCACUCUGACCACUCUGGUCGUUAUUGAACAGGACACCAGAAAUGAGAGGAUGUAUUUCACGCCUCUGCAGAUUAAAACUUCCUGUAGCCGUCUACGCUGGCCUCCUUUCUGUGUGUUUGUCAAAAAUAAAAUUUUCAGCUCUGCCGUUUA
Molecule: messenger RNA, 3089 nt
Organism: Austrofundulus limnaeus
Lineage: Eukaryota; Metazoa; Chordata; Actinopteri; Cyprinodontiformes; Rivulidae
Gene: armc8
Product: armadillo repeat containing 8
Exons: 22
Coding region: 129-2186 (685 amino acids)
Biological process (GO): proteasome-mediated ubiquitin-dependent protein catabolic process
Cellular component (GO): GID complex
Molecular function (GO): protein binding
Source: RefSeq, a predicted model, not a curated record